UUUGGGUAAGGGUUUGUCUAUUAUUAGAAAGGUGCUGCUGACCUUUUUACAUCCCGGUGGAGGAAUUUGUCUCGUUCUUUUCAGAUUUGUUUUAAUUCAACCACAUCAGAGGCUUUUCGAGAAAGAAUGGUUUGUUUAAGGCUUUACCAAAGUACCUCAAUAAGAUUUAAGUCUGGACUUUGACUAGGCCAGUCCAAAGCCUUCUGUAAAAAAAAAAAAGCCAUUGAGAUGUGAACUUGCUGGUAUGGGUUGGAUUAAAGUCAUGAGCUGAUGUCUUUGGGCGGUUCUGCUAGAGAACACUGAAUGAACAUGACAUUGUUCAUUUUGUGAUCAAUUUAUCAGGACACACACCUUCCGGACAGUUUAACCUUUGUCCCGUCACAACUUGGGGUGUCACCAAAAUGCUUUUUGAAGAUGUAAAUCUUUGUUGUCUUUGCUCAGCUGUAGUUUGGGGCCAUUUUUACCCAGCAUCUUUCGUAUUGUUCAGCCAAUGACACCGAGCAGAACGGAGCCUAAUGAGGCCUGCAGAGCUUCGGGUCUGCAGGGUUCUGCUGGUGACUUCCUGGGUCAGUUGUCAAUGUGCUCUUGGAGUAAUUCCCGGCCAUGAUAAUAGCUCUCGCCGUGGUUUGCUGGAGUGCCACAACCUUAGAAAGGGUGUUGUAUUUCCUUUUGAGAUCAUUUAGGCCACCUCAAGUUGUCAGAUAGGUACUAUUGAAGCGAUUUAUUCAUUUUGCAGAUUAAAUGGGUCACUUUCUUUAAAUAGGGCCAGGUUGCUUUGGCUACAUCUUAUGUUAUCUUUGUGUCAUAUUAAAAUUAGUUUUAAGAUCUGAAACAUUUGAAUGUGACAGGUAAAAAAAUGAUAAUCAGAAAGGGAGGGACACUUUCACUGAGAGUUCUGCAACAACGGUUUUUAGAAUCUUGAUUCCGGCCUGAGACUCGGUGUACGUCUGGUUCUCGGUUCACGUGUUGUUGUACAAACACAAGCGUGAAAGGCAGAAAGUUGACUUCUACCACAAACAUGAGUCAGGGCUUUGCUCUGAAAAGAGCACGCUUCGGGUUACCUUUAAAGGUCAUCUCUGGCCAAACCUGACGUGGGUCCACAGAGGGCUGAGCUCUGCAAGCCUCACCUGGGAGGGCCUAGCUCAGGUGCGCUGGCUGUGAUUGGAGGCUGCAGGGCGCAGCAGGUGAAACCUGAGCCGCUGGUAUCUCAAACACUUGUUCAGCUACGCCCAUCGUCGUCCCUUCCUGCUUCGGUUCAGUGUGUGUGCGCUUGCUGGUGAGCGCCAUGGCAGCCGCAACCAUCUCUGUCGAAGAGGACCAGUUUUGCUGUUCCGUGUGCCUGGAGGUCCUGCGGGACCCUGUGACCAUCCCCUGUGGACACAGCUACUGCCUGGACUGCAUCGAGGACUACUGGAACACAGCCAAGCAGAAGGACCAGUACAGCUGCCCUCAGUGCCGGCAGGUGUUCAACCCCAAACCCCUGCUGAGCAGGAACACGGUCCUGGCCGAAGUGGUGGAGAAGUAUCUGAAGACCGAAGCCCAGCCUGCGGCUCAGCACCCGGCCAGACCCGAGGAGGUGAAGUGCGGCGCCUGCAAGGGCAGGAAGGGCAAGGCUGUGAAGUCCUGCCUCCUGUGUUUGGAGUCCUUCUGCCAGGCUCACCUGAAGGCACACGACGAGCGCUUCCACAGGAAGGGCCACAAGCUGAUCCCGGCCACGGACCGGCUGAAGGAGAAGCUGUGCCAGCAGCACGAGAAGCUGCUGCGGCUGUACUGCCACAGCGACCAGCAGUGCGUGUGCUCGCAGUGCGUCAAGGAGCGCCACAAGGGCCACAGCGUGGGGCCCCUGGAGGAGGAGAGGGCCAAUCAGCAGAAAAAACUGAAAGAAACCUCUCUGAAGUCGGCACAGAAACUGAAGGAUGCAGAGAAGGAGCUGAGAUAUGCCAUCAGAUAUAUCAAGCACUGCACGGAGGCGGUGGUGGAGGAGAGCGAGAGGAUUUUCUCCAAGCUGAUCCGAUCCAUUGAGAAGCAAAGCGGGGAGGUGAAGGAGAUGAUCAAAUCCCAGGAGAGGCUGGUGGUCUCUCAGGCCGAGGAGAUGCUGGAGAAGAUCCAGAGGGAGAUGACGGAGCACAGGAGGAUCGAGGCCGAGCUGGAGAGACUCUCCCGCACAGAUGACAUCCACUUCCUCCAGAAGUGCAAGUCUCUUCAUUUCCCCUCGAAGACGGUGGAGAUGCCAAACACAGACGCACUGACGUAUGUGAUGUAUAAAACCAUGAGAGACGGCCUCUGUGAUGUGAACGGAGGCCUGGAGGAGACUCUGCAGAGAGAAUUCAGCAGAGUUUCCGAAAAAGUAAACUCACUAAAGGAGAGCGUCCAUCCAAGCAUCACUGAAAAGGCUAAAGCUAAAGAUGCCGACAUUCCUUCCGCCACAGAGCUGAGGAAAAGGGCCGACUUCCUUCAAUAUUACAACGACCUGACUUUGGACCCAAACACGGCCAACCCGUACCUGAGCGUCUCCAACAGCCGGCGGUCGGUGACCACCCGCUCUGAGCCGCAGCCCUACCCAGACCACCCGGACCGCUUCACCAGCUGGGCCCAGGUGCUGUGCAGGGGCGGGAUGGCCGGCCGCUGCUACUGGGAGGUGGAGUGGGCUGGGAGUGGCGGGGUCUCGGUUGGCAUCUGCUACAAGAACAUGAACAGGAGCGGAGGGGGCAGCGACUGCAAGCUGGGACACAACUCCCGGUCCUGGAGCCUGGACUGCGUCGACACGGCCUGCUCGUUCCAGCACAACAAGGAGAGCGUGGCCAUCGCGGCUCCCUGCGGCAGCAGGAUAGGAGUGUUUCUGGAUUUCAGAGCCGGGACUUUAACGUUCUACAAUGUUUCUGACUCCAUGGUUCUGCUUCAUAAAGAGAAGACCACGUUCACCCAGCCUGUGUACCCAGGGUUUUGGGUCGGGCUGGGCUCUACGCUGAAGUUGUGCUCACUUUAAACCUUUAGCACUUUUAGACGUUGCCUUGUAAAUAAAUAUGCAGAAAAUGAAAAAGGGACACAUCUGUGCUCUGGAUUCAGCUUUUUAUUAACCACACAAGCUGGGAGCAGCAUUAACCCUCUGAUGGUGAAGAUGAAGAUUAGAUC
Messenger RNA from Fundulus heteroclitus (mummichog), 3132 nucleotides. RefSeq names its product E3 ubiquitin/ISG15 ligase TRIM25. Gene Ontology annotation, molecular function: zinc ion binding; protein binding. NCBI's taxonomy places the organism in Eukaryota, Metazoa, Chordata, Actinopteri, Cyprinodontiformes, Fundulidae. The transcript has 7 exons. The record is from RefSeq and is a predicted model, not a curated record. Bases 1286 to 2986 code for a protein of 566 amino acids.